AUGGGAAGAACACUUCCAACACCGGUUGCUUGUAAAGUCUGCGGUGAUCGAUCUUAUGGAAAGCAUUACGGUGUCUAUUGCUGCGACGGUUGCUCCUGUUUCUUCAAGAGAUCAGUUCGCCGAGGUGCAUUAUACACAUGCAUAGCAGGUACAGGUUCAUGCUCAGUGGACAAAGCCCGGAGGAACUGGUGUCCCCACUGUCGCCUGAAGAAGUGCUUUGCGGUGGAGAUGAAUACCGCAGCCGUUCAAGAAGAGCGAGGCCCGCGCACUAGGGACCGUGCGUCAUCUUCUCUAGGUUCAACGACAUCCUGGAGUUCAAUCGAGCCACCACCGUCGGCAUUUCCCCCGAAAAUCAACGAAGGGGUCUACCAAGAAGCGAGAAUCACCCCAAAUAUUUUCCAUCCUGGAUUACUUUGUCCUCCGUUAUUCCCUCGUCUAAUUUCUCCAGGGGAAGCCAUCCACUACGAAGUCUCAGCGCAAAUUUUUCUCUCGUCAAUUCGAGGUGCGCGCGGUCAAAGAGAAUUCUCAAUGCUGAAUUCCUCCGAUCAAACGGCAAUUCUGCAACAAAAUUGGGCUGCCAUUUUCACUCUGCGAGCAGCCACGUGGCCAAUUGAUCUGGUAGAACUUCAAUCGCAGAAUCCAACAGCCAGCAAAACGAUAAUCACGUGUUUAUCAUUAGCACGAGCAGCAAUACGCAAACUCCAACUGGAUGAAAUGGAGAUUUCGUGUUUGGAAACUUUUGUUAUUUGUCGUCCAGAGUUGGCCGAAACUGUGGAGGGACUUGGUGCAAUGAGCGCAGCAAGAACUAAAGCAUUAGAAUCUCUGAUUAAGCAUCACCAAGAGCGAGAGAACAACAGCCAUCGCCUCGCAGAAAUUCUCCUUAUUCUUCCAAUUUUAUUCACCUGCUGCAGCAAAGAACUAGCUUCUGCUCUGUUCGCCCCAAUAAUCGGCGAAGUCGCUCUCGACAGAGUCAUCGCUUCGAUUCAAUAA
Fopius arisanus is the source of this 990-nucleotide messenger RNA. It is a transcript of the gene Hr83, whose product is annotated as Hormone receptor 83. The record is from RefSeq and is a predicted model, not a curated record. Bases 1 to 990 code for a protein of 329 amino acids. Gene Ontology annotation, biological process: regulation of transcription by RNA polymerase II; anatomical structure development; cell differentiation. Gene Ontology annotation, molecular function: nuclear receptor activity; RNA polymerase II cis-regulatory region sequence-specific DNA binding; zinc ion binding. NCBI's taxonomy places the organism in Eukaryota, Metazoa, Arthropoda, Insecta, Hymenoptera, Braconidae. The transcript is spliced from 6 exons.